Molecule: messenger RNA, 5019 nt
Organism: Notechis scutatus (mainland tiger snake)
Lineage: Eukaryota; Metazoa; Chordata; Lepidosauria; Squamata; Elapidae
Source: RefSeq, a predicted model, not a curated record
CGGAAGGUCGCGCGCCGCUUCCGCGCCCGUCUCAGGUCUCCCUCCUUUCCCCCCCCCGCGACGAUACCUGUGGGGGCGGGGCUGAGUAUGCAGAUAUCCCGCCGCGGGGCGGGGCCGACGAUGCUAAUUAAAGCCUCCAGGCAGCGCGUCCAGGUGAGCGCCUGGGUGGAGGCCACGCAGAGCUAGCAGCAGCUGUGAAGAUUUCUCCGUGCGUCUUUGGAGGACCGAAUAACCGUCAGCAUGAUGUUCGUCCAACGGCAAUUAGCCCUUCAGUGGCAAAGAAUGACUUUGACCUGGUGGAGGCUGUGUGGCUCCCGGCACAGUAGCAGCAAUGGAGCUGGGCCUCACUUGAUGCCCCUGCCAACACAAGCACAAGUGGUUAUCUGUGGUGGUGGAAUUAUGGGCACCUCAGUGGCCUAUCAUCUCUCCAAGCUAGGGUGGAAGGACAUUGUCUUACUGGAGCAGGGCAGGCUGGCGGCCGGUUCCACUCGGUUCUGCGCAGGCAUCGUAAGCACAGUGCACCAUUUGUCCAUCGAGCUAAAGAUGGCCCAUUACUCCAGGAAGCUCUACCAGCAGCUUAAGCAAGAGACUGGUGUGGAAACUGGUUACGUGAAGACGGGCUCCAUCUCACUAGCUCAGACUCAAGACCGGCUGAUCUCGCUGAAGCGCAUAGCCUCGCGACUCAAAAUCAUGGGCAUUCCCUGCGAGCUUAUCCCGCCAAAGAGGGUGGCCCAGCUCCACCCCUUUAUCAACAUCCACGACCUGGUGGGGGCCCUGCAUGUGCCCGAGGACGCCGUCAUAUCAUCUGCUGACGUGACCCUCGCUUUGGCCAGUGCUGCUGCAGCGAACGGGGUUCAAAUCCACGAACGAACCAGUGUCAUCCACGUCCUGGGCCAGAAGGGCUGCGUAACUGGAGUGGAGACGGACAGAGGGAUGAUUGAGUGCUCCUACUUCGUCAACUGUGCUGGGCAGUUUCAUCUGGCCCUGAUCUACGAUUUAAAAGUUCCCCGCUGGGAUUUCCAGACCGGCCGGCAACUCCGCACGUCUCCCCUUUACGACCGGCUGGACGCCCAAGGAGCGAGAUGGAUGGAGAAGCAUGGCUUUGAGAGGGCAAAAUUCUUUGUCCCUCCAGGGAAAGAUUUGCUGGCUCUGGAUCAGAGCAAGACGUUUUACAAGCCGGAUUGGUUUGACAUUGUGGGGGCAGAGGUCAAAUGCUGCAAAGAGGCUGUGUGUGUCAUUGACAUGUCCUCGUUCACCAAGUUCGAGAUAAGUUCCACGGGAGGACAAGCUUUGGAAGUUCUGCAGUACCUCUUCUCCAACGACCUGGAUGUGCCAGUUGGGCAUAUUGUGCAUACAGGGAUGCUCAAUCACAACGGAGGGUAUGAGAAUGACUGCAGCAUAGCCCGUCUGAACAAACGCAGCUUCUUCAUGAUUUCCCCCACAGACCAGCAGGUUCACUGCUGGGCCUGGUUGAAGAAGCACAUGCCUGAAGACAGCAACCUCUUCUUGGAAGAUGUUACCUGGAAAUACACAGCCUUGAAUCUGAUUGGCCCACGUGCCAUGGAUGUCCUGUCAGAGCUCUCAUAUGCGCCAAUGACCCCGGAACACUUCCCUUCCCUCUUUUGUAAGGAAAUGAGUGUUGGCUAUGCCAAUGGCAUCCGGGUCAUGAGUAUGACACACACGGGAGAGCCUGGCUUCAUGCUUUACAUCCCCAUUGAGUAUGCCCUCCACGUGUACAACGAGGUGAUGAACGUGGGGCAGAAGUAUGGGAUCCGGAACUCUGGCUAUUACGCCCUCCGCAGCUUGCGCAUUGAGAAGUUUUUUGCCUUCUGGGGACAAGACCUGGAUGCUUUCACCACCCCGAUGGAAUGCGGGCGAGAAUUCCGGGUGAAGCUGGAGAAGGGCAUGGAUUUCAUCGGGAGGGACGCGCUGAUGGCUCAGAAGCAGGAAGGGGUCUACAAGCGCUUCACCAUGUUCAUCCUGGAAGACCAUAACACCGACCUGGAUUUGUGGCCCUGGUGGGGGGAGCCCAUCUAUCGCAAUGGCUGCUACGUGGGCAAGACCACCAGCAGCGCUUACAGUUACACACUGGAGCGUCACGUCUGCCUGGGCUUUGUCCAGAACCUGGAUCCCGAGACCGGCGAGGAGCAGCUGGUCACCCCAGACUUUGUCAACCGGGGAGAAUAUGAGAUCGACAUUGCCGGGCAGCGCUUCCAAGCCAAGGCCAAGCUGUACCCCUUCAGCUCCCUCUUCACCUCCCGCCGGCGCAAAGACGAGAUGGAGUUCAGCGGCUUCCAGGGCAAAUAACUCCAGAAAGCGCCAGACUUUUCCCACGUUGCCCUUUGGACUUCUUAAGACUUCCUGGUCUGUUACAUUUUGUAUAUUUUGAACCCUUUUCCCUCCUCCUUUCCCCAAAAUGAUCCUGCAGCUGCCCCCAAUCUGAAGGGGUAUUUAUGACGGGGAGGUGCGACCCUCUGUCUCCAGAGCAAGCAGAGGAGGCUUCCCUGGUCCCUCAGCCCGCAUGGAGAGUUCAAGGUCUUGGGAACUUGGUGGGACCUCUUGGGAUCUGGAGAGGCCUGCAUUUUGAGACCCGCUGCUCGCUUUAGGGCACCUGCUCACAGUGAGGUUUGCUCACAUGGAAACAUCCUGGUCCUGUCCCUUCCAGCCAACCUUCCAAGGGGUCGAUAGAAACGACAAGAGGAUUAUCCCAUCCUUACCGCCACUGUAGGAGACGGUGCGUCCUGCUAGCAGGAGGAUCUUAGUAGUUCUUGGCGUGCGUCUGCAUCGAUCUGUGGGACCACGGAAGUCCCUCGGAGAGCAGCUGCCCGAUGUUACUCAUCUCCUCCCAGCAGAUCCCUCUUCGGGAUCUUAUUUCAUGGGAGCUGCUUUGGGUUCUUCUGCCUCUCACGUCGUUGUCCUGUCUUGGUCAUCUCCAUCUUGGGAGCCCUUCAGGAUUUCGGCUCCCAGGAUUCUCAGGCACAGGCCUGGGAGAUAAUGAGCCCCUGCAAGGCCGCCGGGCUGAAGGAGGCCAUUUCCUCGCAUUAUCUGCGGCUCGUGGAAUAGACAGGGGUGGGAGUGGGGAAGCCAUUGGUGGCAGAGGGGGUCGAGACUUUGGGGUAAGCUGCUCGCUCUGUAAUUGUUAAGGCCGAUCCGACGUGCCGCUUGCCUUGGGAAUCUAACCAUUGUGCCCCUCGUCCCCCCCAUCUAAACUCUGUAUUUGGCCAACAGUGACCCCAGCACGGCAGCCCCAACCAUAGUGAUCCUCUCAUCAGCCUGAGGUGGGGCAAUCAACCCCCCCCCUCAACCUGGAGACUCCCUUCCCUGUCCGUUUUUUUGGAGCUCCAAAGGGAUGAGAGCUGCAAGAUUCUGCCACAAACCAAAAAAAGGCCACAGCAGUUCUACAUUUUGCUUGGCAGGAAGUGAAGAUAAGCAGCGUCGAAGUCCUCUUUUGUGGUGCUGCUGCUGGCAGGUUUUAACACUUCGCCUCUUCUUCUCCCAUCCUGGCCACCCUCGGGCAGGGAAUUCUUGGCCAAGAAGACUGGCUCUUUUGGACCCCUAGCCUUGCCUCUUCCCUCCCCAAGAGAAUUUAACGCCGUGCUUCCCUUGGUAGGUCGUCUUCCCUCCCAUCCAGCUCGCUCGCUCUACACUGCCUCUUUUAGCCUCCCUCUGGAUGAAGGCUGGGAAGGAGACCGCGGUUCUGUUCCAAAGGCCUCUGGAUUGGCUGCCGGAGACGUUUUGAUGGGCUCUUCUUCUUCUUGCCCUUCCUUUGGUCUACCUGGGGCCUCUCUCCUCUGCCAGCCAAGGUGUGUGUAGCAGCUGCACCUCCUAACUUGCCCGUUUCCCCAACCUGGGAUGAGCAGUAGGGAAGAGUGUUUCCCAAACAGAUCUGUUUGCAACAAAAAAAAUUCCCUUUAGAGGAGCAGCGACUUUGUCUCAUCGCGAGAGUCUGCUCAGGCUGCAGACUCCAGGGUGGCUUUUUCAGGCUCCCACAGACAAGGGCGUUUUGGAAGCGGCACUGACCGAAGCCCAGCAGGGGCUGCUGGGAAUAGCUCAGGGGCUGCCUCCGAGACCCCCGUCCUCUCAGGCUGGUUAGGCUGCAAGUGCCCUGAAGGGUGGCCUGGUCUGCUUGGGAAGAGGGGGCCGAACAGCCGGACAGUCCCCUGCUGGUUGAAAACCUGGGAGAAGACGAGGCAGAAGGGUAAAAGAAGCCUCUGGGGACAGCCAGCCUCCCCUAGUUGGUGCCGCUCGGGUUGGUUUGCGCUAUAGUUCCCAUCACCUAUCCCUGUUUUUUGCCUCUCGAAGCUCUUCCCCCCUUGUCCUUGUGCCAAGGAGAUCUGCUCCUUCCCUGCCUUCCUGCAAAAGUUUUGAGUGAGGACCUUCCAAGCUGCUUCUCCAGGUGUGUUUGUCCGGGUUCAGGUUCUCUUUCCAGAACCUCUUCCGUGCGAUUCUGGAGUUUCUUUGCCUUCUGGCCAAUCUGCCCCUGCCUUUGGGAGAAAAGCUUGAGGGGGGCUCCUGCCCACAGGAAGCCCAAGUCCUCUGCUGCCCUCCUUCCCUUGCAGCCUCUUGGCCGGUCUCCGAUGCACUUUACGAAUGCCCUUCCGCUCUGGAUCGUUGGUUUCUUUCUAGAAUUCACCUCCCAAAUCGACGGGAGGGGAAAGAUCAUUGUUGUUUAAUCCGUCGCGAUCACUUGCGAAAACCGAAACGCUUCCCUGGGCAGCGACUCCCACGGGGCCUGAAGCUGAGGAUGCCACCACUGCUGCUCCUCUUUGGGGUGCCUUAACGCUCGCAGUGUGACCCCGGAGGGGGGCUUAGCUCGGCCUUGCCCUCUGCCCCGUCUCAGCCCGUGUAGUGCCUAAAAAUCUUGGGGCUCAUCAAGACACCGCGGCUGAGACACACAACACCUUCCUGGCUUUGCUCUUUGGCAGUCUUCACUGGGGAAAUCUGCUUGUCUGAAGCCCCCCAGGUCAGGGGUCUCCAACCUUGGCCACUCGAAGACUUGUUGGACUUCAACUCCUAGAA